UUAGAAGGAGAAAUCGCAAGUCUGAAUCUAAACCUACACAGACAGCUGAGCCAAUCACAAACCGCCCUCGUCUCUUAUAAGAGUCGAGUGCUUCUAUCCACACACAGGGCAGAACCUGCAGACAUUCAGCAAUGAUGCCACUUUACAUGGUUAUUGUUCUUCUCAGUGAAAUCUUCCAGGUAGCAGCAGUGAACAAGAUCUCCAGUAUUCAUCAGGACAGAGGGUUGAAAACAGCUAGAGUGGGAUAUGAAGUAACUUUACACUGCACAUAUCAGGAUGAUACUGUAAACUUCCUUUCAUGGUACAAGCAGAGCCUGGGAGGUAAACCUGACAUCAUAUCUACUCGGAUGAAGCUCAACCCAGAAGCUACCAUCUCCUCUGCGUACAAAGAGAGGUUUAGAGUUAUAGCUAAAAAAGGCAUCAACCAUCUCGUUAUCAGAGACAUUCAACUGUCGGAUUCAGCGACGUAUUACUGUGGGAUUUUAGAAUUCAACGCAAUUGAGUUUGGAGAAGGAGUCUUUCUUCAAGUCAAAUCAUCAUCGUCCAACAUCACCGCUGUGGUCCAUCAGCCAGCGCUGGAGCUGCUCCGGGCGGGGGACUCUGUGAAUUUGAGCUGUACCAUUUACACUGAGCCAUGUGCCGGGGAGCAGAGCUUCUACUGGUUCAGACAUGGUGCUGCUCAGCCUGCAGUCAUGUACCACAGUAAGGGACAGUGUGAGGCUGACUCAGAGUCUCACAUGAAAAGUUGCAUUUUAAACCUUGCUGUAAAGUCAGUGAGCUCUGCUGAUGCUGGGAUGUACUACUGCGCUCUGGCUUCCUGCGGGGAGACGGUGUUCGGGAAUGGAACAAGAGUGCAGAUUGAAGGAGGCUCUGCUAGUCCCCGUCUCCUGGUCUACUGCCUGAGCGUGGCAUUGGCAGUUUCCAUUAUUGUGCUACUCGUCUUGGCUUUCAUCCUGCACAGAAAAGAAUCCUGCUCUGUCUGCAAAGGAACUGUUUCUCAUUCAGCAUGUUCGGCAACACCUGACGCUGUGGGCCAGAGUGCAGAUGCUCUCCAUUAUGCUGCUCUGAGUCUGAACAGAACCAGGGAGCGGCAUCGCAAAGAGGGGAGCACGGAGGCAGAGUGUCUGUACUCCAAAGUGAAGAGUAGGAAAGAGUGAAGAAGAACUUUGCCUUCACAUUUGAUCAGUUUUAAAAAAUAAUGUGUCAUUUUAAUCCCUAAACUGAUCAAUUCACCGCUGGAAUAAAUUGCAAUGAAUUCAAAUGUCCAUUUUCAAUGUUUUUGCUGAUUUCUUCUGUCAUAGAUGUCUCUUAAAUGUGUAAAAGUUAGAGAGGUCACCUUGUCUGUGCAUAAAGUUUGAUAAACACGCUCA
Notolabrus celidotus (New Zealand spotty) is the source of this 1370-nucleotide messenger RNA. RefSeq lists its product as uncharacterized. The transcript has 5 exons. The coding region runs from base 132 to 1157 and encodes 341 amino acids. The record is from RefSeq and is a predicted model, not a curated record. Lineage: Eukaryota; Metazoa; Chordata; Actinopteri; Labriformes; Labridae. Gene Ontology annotation, biological process: response to bacterium.